Messenger RNA from Dufourea novaeangliae, 7304 nucleotides. It is a transcript of the gene brp, whose product is annotated as trichohyalin-like. Gene Ontology annotation, cellular component: cytoskeleton of presynaptic active zone. The record is from RefSeq and is a predicted model, not a curated record. Gene Ontology annotation, molecular function: structural constituent of presynaptic active zone. Lineage: Eukaryota; Metazoa; Arthropoda; Insecta; Hymenoptera; Halictidae. Gene Ontology annotation, biological process: neuromuscular synaptic transmission; regulation of synaptic plasticity; maintenance of presynaptic active zone structure.
AAGAGGGGCGGUAGAAUCGCGUGUAACGGUGGUAGGGACAUAACCCAGGAAGGAUGUCGAGAGACCCGUACGCGAGCGGAAGCGGAGUGGUCGGGCAAGGAGGUGGUACCCGUUCGCCGAGAAGCGGUCGUCGCGUGGGCGAGCUGCCCACAGUCGAUCGUAGCCCGUCCCGCAGCUAUGCGAGUGGUCGCGGCAGUCCGUUGGGUUGCAAGAGGGGCACACGUAGCGGGAACAACUCGCCGGAGCAUCUCGGAUACGGUAGCUACCAUCACCAUCAGCUGGGCAGCCCGUACUACUCCCGCGACGAGGACCUCGGCAGUCCCGUGAUGCUCGGGGAGAGGGGCAGGAGUAUGUCGACCGGGGGCGGUGGGGGCGGACAUCACAGAUCCAGAAGCGCCUCGAGACCCGCCAUGUCCAACUCGGCGGGCAUGUCGGCGAGGUACACCAGCCUGGAUCACGCCUCGGCGGGUAUACUCGAUCACGAUCGCGAGUUCGUGCCGAUACGGGAUUCACGCGAGCGUAGCCGUGACUGCGGUCUGUAUCUUGAGGAUGAGCUGUACGGCUCUCGGUCCGCCAGACAGAGCCCGAAUCCGCACAUGCUGUGCGACAGCGGCGGUUACAUCGGCGAGCUCCAACACCAGAACAAUGAUCUGCAACGGGAACUUGGGAAUCUCAAGAAAGAGCUCGAGCUGACGAACCAGAAGCUCGGGGUCUCGAUACACAGCAUUAAGACCUUCUGGAGCCCCGAGCUGAAGAAGGAACGAGCGUUGCGAAAGGAGGAGAGCACCAAGUACAGCCUGAUCAACGAGAAGCUGAAGAUGCUAGACUCCGAGAACCAGAAGCAAAACAUGAUGGUGCGACAAUUGGAGGAGGAGCUCAGAAUGAGGAUGCGCGGGCCGAGCGUCGAGAUGCAGCAGCAGAUCGAAGUUUUGUACAACGAGAACGAGCACCUUACGCGAGAGAUCGGCAUACUUCGUGAUACGAUAAAGGAGCUGGAGUUGCGAAUAGAGACGCAAAAGCAAACGUUGCAGGCUCGAGAUGAAAGUAUCAAGAAGCUCCUCGAGAUGCUCCAAAACAAGGGGAUGGGAAAAGAGGAGGAAAGGAUCAUGUUCCAGCAGAUGCAGUCGAUGGCCCAGAAGCAGCUGGACGAGCUACGGACGGAGGUGCAGCGCAGGGACCAGGAGCUGCUCGGCAUGUCGGCGAAGAUGAAGACCCUCGAGGAUCAGCACCAGGACUAUCAGCGGCACAUCACCGUGCUCAAGGAGUCGCUCUGCGCCAAGGAGGAACACUACAAUAUGCUACAGGCUGACGUGGAGGAAAUGCGGCAAAGGCUCGAGGAGAAGAACCGGAUGAUCGAGAAGAAGACGCAGGCGGCGAUGCAGGCGCAACAGGAACGGAAUCGUAUGAACACCGAGCUGACCGAGCUCAAGGAUCAUAUGGACAUUAAGGUCAGGAAGAUCAACGUUCUUCAACGCAAGAUCGAGAAUCUGGAGGAUCUGCUGAAGGAGAAGGACAACCAGGUCGACAUGGUCAGGGCACGUCUUACGGCGAUGCAGACGCACCAAUGCAGCAGCGAGGGCGCGCUUAGCAGCCUCGAGGAAGCGAUAGGCGACAAGGAGAAGCAAAUGGCGCAAUUACGGGAGCAGAGGGACCGGGCGGAACAAGAGAAGCAAGAGGAAAGGGAAUUGCAUGAACGGGAGAUCGCCGAGUACAAAAUGAAAAUUCACGCUCUCGAAUCGGAGGUCGAGAAACUGGGCGCCCGUUUGGAGAGAGCGCAGGCAGAAAAGGACAGGCUCGAGGCGAAGCUGGAGAGUUCCCAGUCGGAGCUGGGCAAGAGCAAAGCCGAACUUGACAAAGCCGCGUCCGAGGUCGGUCGCAGCGGCGCCGACUGGGAGGCUGCGAAGCAACGGAUCACCAGACUGGAACUGGAGAACGAGAGGCUGAAGCAUGAUGUCGACAGAUCGCAAACCACCUACGGUAGAAGCACCCUGAACUCUACCCAGGAAAUGGACAGGAUCCACGAACGUGCCGAGAAAACAGCGGCGGAGCUCAGGCGGGCACAGGCUGAACUCAGGGUGACGUUGCUCGAACGAGACGACGCCGUGACCGAGAUCGAGAUCUUGAAAGAGAAAUUGGACAAGGCGCAGUAUGCUAUGAAUAAGGCACACGAGGACCGGGAGAACGCGAACAAGGAGUUCGAGAAGAUGCGCGAGAAGUACGACAGAGCCCAGAGCGAGGUGUACCGACUGCAGAACCGCAUCGAGGUGAUGGAAGCGGACAAAGACCGGCUCGAGCUCGAAGCGGACAAGCAACAAAUGCUGGCGUCGAAGAGUCGCGAAGAGGCGCGCAAGGCCCAAGAGGAACUGGCUCGCGUGCAGGAACUAUACGAUCGUGCCGCGCUUCAGCUGGGCCGUACCAAGGAACACGAGGAGAAGUCGAAGGAGGAUCUGGACAGGUUGACGGUGGAUCUGGAAAUGGUACGGGAACGUUACGAGAAGUCGCAGAUCGAGCUACGCCGGCUGCAGAAUGAACGGGAGAAAUUAGUCGCGGACAACGAAAGGAUUAGCUUCGAGCUGGAGCGCGCUCAUUCGCAGCUGAACAAGGCGCAAGCGGCAACAGAGAAGACGCAGGAAGAGUUAGCGCGUAUGCAGCUGGAGAUCGAGAAAAUGUACGAGAAACACGACCGGCAGCAGGCCGAAGUGAGGAAAGCGCAAAGCGAAACGGAACGGUUGCGGGUCGAAGCGGAGAGCGCAAGGGAGGAAUCCGAGAGGUACGCGGCCAGGUUCGGCAAGUACCAGGAGAGCCAAGAACGGCAGAAGGAGGAACACGAGUGGGCGAAGCUGGAGGUGGAGCGGCUACGGGAUCGUCUGGAGAAGGCGCUGGCGGAGCUCGAACGCGCGAGGAAGGCCGAGCAGGACGCCUCGAGGUUGCGCGCCGAUCUGGAACGUGCGGAGGGGGUGCGAGGUAAAUACCAGUACGAGCAAGAGAAAUGGCAAAGCGAGGGUAGUAGGCUACAGCAGGAGGUGGAUAAGCUGCGGGAACGUCUCGAGGGACGUGAAUCGGAGCUGAAGAGGACGCAGACCAGCCACUCGGAGCUCGAGGCGAAGCUGCACGAGACGCAGCUUCAGCUCGAGCGGGCGAGAGAGGAGGCGACCAAGGCGAACGCCGCACAGGAGCGGAAUCGGGGCGAGAUCGAACGGGCUAAGAUCGAGACCGAGAAGAUACGCGAUCGUCACGACAAGGUGAAGGCGAGAGCGGACGCCCUCGAGGCGGACAACGAGAAACUACGCGUCGAGAUGCUACGGCUCGAGAGGCUGAUGCAGACCGAGGGUAAGACCAGAUCGGAGAGCGCGAGCAUCGAGGUCGAACGGCUGCGCGCCAGCCUCGACAAGGCGAUCACCGCUCGCGAUCAGGUGGAGCUCGAAGCCGGUCGGCUGGCCAAGGAGCUCGAGAAGACGCAUAUGCAGACGGCCAAGUAUCAGGAAGCAGCCGAGGCGAACAAGAAGGAGAUGGAACGUCUCACCACGGAGAUACAGCUGCUCGGCGACGAACGCGAGGCGCUCAGGCAGGAUCUAAGAAGGGUGCAACAGCAGCAGCAACAGCAACAACAACAACAGCAGAUGGCGGGUAACGAGGAGAUGGCGCGUUUACAGCACGAGCUACAGAUCGUGAUGCUGGAACGGGACAAGAACGCCGCGAUCCUCGAGAACAAGGAGAAACACUGGGAGAAGAUCGAGAAGGUGAAGGAGAAGCUCGAGGCGGAAGCGAAGCAGCUCCAGGUGGAACGAGAUCAGCUGGUGAUACAGCUGGAGAAAUCGCAGGAGAUGCUGGUGAACUUCCAGCAGGAGCUGAACGCGAACGAGGCGGAACUGGAGCGUCAACGGGAGGAGGUGCGCCGGUUACAGCAGCUACAGCAACAAAGGGCCCACGCCCAGACGCCGGACAGAGCCGCGAAGGAGGCCCUCGAAGCGCAGAUGCGAGAGGUUCAUCGGUUGACGCAACAGGUCCAGAACCUGACGCAGGCCCAGAACAAGGAACGACAGAGGGCCGAGCAGGCCGAGAAACGGGUGCAGGAGCUGAACAAGCAGAUGAACGGUAGGGACUCGUCGGUCGAGGGGCAGCUCGAACAGUGGCGGAAGAUCUGCGACACGGAGAAGCAACGCGCGGACGCUGCCGAGAGGCAGGUUGUCGAGCUACAGAAGUGCAUCCAGGCGACCGAGAGGAACCUUCACGGCCAGCAACAGCAGAUCCAGCUGAUGCAGGUCACCAUUCAGCAGCUACAACAACAACAACAGCAGCAGCAGCCACAGCAGAACGGCCAGGAGGCCGCCAGACUGCGAAAGGAGCUUGAACGCGCGCGAGAGGAGACCUCUAAGCAGGCGAUCGAGCGCGAGCGGUUCCAGGCGCAGAUCGAAAUGCUGUGCCAGGAACUCGAGAAAUCUCAGGUGGACCUGCACGAGGCGAACAAGAAACUCCAAACUGGCGGCGGGAGACCUGGUCCCGAUACUACACAAGAGAGACACCAUCUAGAGGAGCAGAAACGCCAGGUGGAGGAACAGAGAAGACAUAUGGAAGAACGAGCGAAGUCCGUAGAUCAGAAAGCUAGGACGAUAGAGGAGAAGGAGAGGAUGCUCCAAAGUCUCGACCAAGACCUGAAGAAACGAAAAGCGAAAAUGGACCAGCUGGAGCAGCAGUUACAGAGGAGCGGCGGAUCGCCGGACAAGAGAUUGACGGAAAUGCAGAAGGCACUCGAGACCGCGGAGAAAGACUUGGAGAAAGCGAAGGAGGAGUCGACCAGAAGCUCCGCCGAGACCGAGAGGCUACUGCAGUUGAUGCAGAUGACACAGGAAGAACAGAACACGAAGGAGAGACAGAUCAGAGAACUUCAAGAUGCACUAAAAGCCGCACAAGCCAAGUUGAAACAAGCCGCAACUGCACAGCAACAAGAGAACUCGGAGAACGUUAAACGGGUCGAGGACGACACCAGGAAGAGGGAACUGGAGGCGAAGGACAAGGAGAUAUCGGAGCUGGUGUCGAAGGCGUCGAGCCUGGAGGAGUUGUUGAAAGAGCACGCCUGCACCAAGAAGAUCAAGGACGCGCGAAACGGUAACCUGGACGAUCACGAGAAUUGGCGAACCGAACUGGAGCUGAAGAAACGACGAAUAGCAGAGCUGGAGAACGAACUGGUCGCCUGUAAAACCGUCAAGAACACCAGUAACGCGUGCACGCAAAGUCUGAAGAUGAUGGACGAGCUGAAGGUGGAUAAAGAUUCGUGGGGGAAGGAACUGGAAGCGAAGAACAGACGGAUAUCGCAAUUAGAAGACGAGCUUGAGUCAUUGAAGCGCCUGACGAAAGUGGACGGUCAACCGUCCAGGUCCAAGAGAUCCCAAGAGAACAACGCUAGAACGAAAGACCAUGGCGACUCUUGGAAACAGGAGCUAGAGGCGAAGAAUCGACGAAUCGUCGAGCUGGAGCAGGAAAUGGAGUCCCUGGAGAAUUUUCUCCGGGACCACGCGGACACCGAGAGCGUACGGGACUUGGAGGCGCUGAUCGAAAGGAAGACCAGAAGGAUCGAGGAGCUGGAGGACACUGUGGCCGAGUUCGAGGACUUUCUGAAGCAGAAUCCCGACGUGAAGGAGCUGCACGAGCUUCGUUGUCGAAUCACCGCCGGCGACCGAAGGAUCCAAGAGCUGGAGAGAUGGAUACAGAAGAACGGCGAGAACCGAGAGUCGAGGAUCGAUCAGGAGAGGAUUAUCGAGCUGGAGGAAAUGGUCACGCAACUGGAGGAAUAUGUGAGGAAGCAUAAUGUCGAUGGGCUGCAGAUGAAGCUACAGGAUCGUGAAUGCAGGAUCGAACAGCUGCAGAGCCGGGUUGGGUCUUUGGAGAAGGAACUGUUGAAAGCUGAGGAAAGUUAUCGAGAAAAGGAUGCACAGAAAAAUCAUCGGAACGUCCAGGACAGAGAGACGACAAUGACACCGGAUGAUUUACCGUACGAUCACACGAUCAUCGAGAGGAGCCCAGAACUACGCGAAAAAGAUCAAACGAUGAAGAAGAUGGAACACGCGAUUUCGGAGAAGGAUAAUAAGAUUCAGGCGUACGAGCAGGAAAUCGUCGAGUGUAAAGAUGAAAUAAUGAACCUUCGAAAGGAGAUUUGUAGCUUGAAGAAAGAGCUUAGUGAGUACGACGACAUUGGUGUACUGAAGGAAGAGAUCAGAGUUAGAGACGAGAGGGUUCAACAGCUCGAAGACGAGGUGGAUUCCCUGGAAAGGGCGUUCAGUGAGAGGAUCGAUCUCGAACAGAUCGAGGAACUCGUGAACGUUAUAAAAGAAAAAGAGGACAGGGAACGUCAAAUGUCGAGAGGUCUGGCGGAGAAAAAACAAGAUAGCGUCGUUAUUGUCAGUGACAGAGAAAGAAAAUUGAAGAACGAGGAGAAGAUGAAAACGGAAGCCCUUCAAAGAGUAGCCAAAUUGGAACAGAGAAUCGCAUCGAUGCAAACCGCUUCAGCGUUGAAAUGCAUCACUUGUCAGCCCCUUCUCUCGAAGCUGCACAAGUACGAGACGAAGCUUGAAAAGCUCACCGAAGAAAGAACCGUACAGCUGGAGGAUCUACGGCAAAUGAAGCGAGAAGCUUUGAAAGCAGCCGUAUCCGAAAAGGACGCGCACCUGGCUCUGCUGGAGCUUUCCGGGAUUAAAAAUGCUGUUCAGUCCGAACAAGCUGAACAGUUGAAGGCAGACAGAACACGGUUGUUGGAUAAGCUGAAAAAAGAGGAUGAAAAAAGCAUCGAGUUGUCAACGGAGUCCAGUUCAACAGGCUCAGAGGGAACGCCGCCGUUGCUCACGAAAAUUCUAGAAACGUCUGACGACGACGACGGCGACAACGAAGGAACUCCGAACAAUCGUCACAGUGAUUCGAGUUCUCCAAGGCCAGCCACGACGAACGGCGACAGCUGCGGUCACGCCAAAAAGAAGACAACACCAAAAGGAUUGGAAUUAAGAAGCAGACGGGAUCAACCGAAGAUCAAUGAACAGGAUAGCAGAUAAGUACUCGAGACCAGCCACGGUCGCAUUACAGUGUAGAAAAAGAGAGAAAAAAAGAAAUUAUCGGUCUCUCUUCGUUUCUUCGAUGUUGUAAUGUGCACACACCACGCAACCGUAGAGGCAGCCUAGAGCAUUUCUAGAGUGUUUAUAGAGAGAGAUCAACAGAGAUAUACCUCAUCGACUCCAACAGCGACAGUACCGACAGACAAGCAUAUAUCUCUGUGUCGUUCAUCAUUUCACACGUAAUCCAUCAAAAGCAUCGUCACC